UUCGUCAAAACAUAUAUAUAUACCGGCUUACUCUUGAUAAGUGCAUUCGGUAUGUUGCGGAGCUGACAUUUGGCUGUGGGGUUUUUAUCAAGGAGUCGGAGUUUGGCGUUCAGAGGUAGUUGAGUCAGUGGCAGAGAGUGCUGUGUGUGGGAUCCCCCAUCAAAGAGCGCAUUGUGUUUGAAGACAUUGAACGGCGGAGAAGAUGAAGCGGAGGACCACCUCGGCUGUGCCCACCGUGUCGGCGCUAGUGGACGGAUCGGGCCCUCCAGGGGCCGCUGCAGAGUCGCGGAGGCCCAAGCGACUCAUCAACAAGGACGGCUCGAGUAACGUGGCCAUCGCCAACGUUCACGCGCACUGCUGGGAGUACUGCCGCGACACGUGGACCUCCCUGCUCGAGAUGGCCUGGGUCUGCAAGCUGCUGCUCUUCCUGUCACUGACGCUGGGCAUCGUCGGCCUCUUUGGCCUCCUGUGGUACGCACUGGCAUUGCACCACGGCGACCUGACGCGCCCACCCACAGACGCAGAAGCCGGCGCCGCCGCCCCCUGCGUGAUCAACAUCGUGUCCUUCGGCUCAGCCUUCCUCUUCUCCCUGGAGACUCACGCCACCAUCGGCUUCGGCGUGCGGCGCGUCACCGACGCGUGCCCUGCCGCCGCCCUCCUCCUCACGCUGCAGAUGCUGGUGUCGGCCGCGACGGACGCCCUCGUCGCCGGCGUCAUCCUCGCGCGCCUCGCGCGCCCGUCGAGGCGCGCCGGCACCGUGCGCUUCGCCUCCCGCGCGCUCGUCGUGCGGCCGCCGAACUCCGAGCGAGGCGCGAGCGGCGCCCCCCGGCUGCUCGUACGCGUGGCCGACGCGAGGCCCUGCUGCCUCGUCGAGUGCUCCGUGUCAGGGCGGCUCCUGCGCGUGUCGCCGGCGAGCGGGGCCGACGGCGGAUGCGGCGACGGGCGCUUCGUUACCCUCGCGCAACGCGACGUCGAGUUCACGGUGGACCGCGGCGGGCGGCAGCCGUUCCUGACGCUGCCCGCCACGCUCACCCAUGUGCUCGACGGGCGGAGCCCCCUGCACGGGCUAACAGAGGGCGGCCUCCCUGACGGGCAGCCGUUCGAGAUAAUCGUCGCGCUCACAGGCGUCGCAGACUCCACAGGUGCAGUCUGUCAAGCCCGUACAUCCUACCUGCCCUCAGAGAUCCUGUGGGACCAUACCUUCUCGCCCACCAUGUCUCUCCUGGCACAAGGAGGCUUUCGGGUGGACUUGACUCAGUUUGACAAGGUCUUGCCAUUGCCUCAUUUUCAAGUAUAGAGCUUCAUGAUUUAACUCUACAGAGGCAGAAUGAAGGUAUUAGAGCCUUAGAGAGAGUGACUAAUAUUCUCGAGAAGGUAAGGGAGGUGAGACCUAGUUGAUUUGGACACGUGUUUGAGAAAAGAGAUUAAGAAGGUGAAUGAGAAAGGCUCUGGAGUUGCCAUCGGUGCAGGCCAUAAGACAGACGGAGACCGAGAGUGAUAUGGGAGGACGCGGUGGAACGAGAGAGUGGAGGUGACAUGAGAAGAGACGCAGAGUUGAAGCACGUGCAUAAAGAAAAUGUCCCUGCGUUAAUGGGACCUCUGGCUGAGGAUAAUAAAAUAUUGGCUCAGCAGAGAUCACCUUUCAUAAUUCCAGGGCCUUCCAAAAACAAAACAAAAAAUCAACGUGGAAUCCUACUUAUCUGAUCGUGGUGCAAUGUGCACCUCCAGUUUCUAGCUGAGCAAAUUCCGAAUUCCUAUGGCGGGGAGAAAGUCUUUCCAUAAGACACUCUUUACUGCCUGACAAAGCAAUACUCAUCGGGGGAUGAACCCCACCGACCGACUUGAAUUUGAACGCGUCACCUUCCAACUGUGAGUCCAGUGCACGACGAACUGAACCACGCAGGCAGAUAAAAUCCAGCAGUCAUGUUCACACUACUCAUUGCUGUGCCCGUUAAAUACUGUACUUUAUUCUGUGGAUCACGACGCAACUUUUGACCCCUGUCAUUUAAAGGGGUGCAUCAUACAAGCAUGUGUGGUAUUGGGGAGUGGAGGCGCAGGGGGUAGUGUGCUGCACUCCGAACCCGGUCAGCCGAGUUCGAUUCCCUCUCUCGGACGGCACCAGUGACGAUUAUCUGAACCAGUCAUGGGCCUCCCCAAAGUCGGCUCAGCCGCAAAUGAUUACCUGGUGCGGUGUGUAAACAUCAGCACCAGGGAGGCAAAGGCGGCCAUGCGUGGUGCUGGCCACCCACCCCUAGUGUGCUGUACUCGCAAACACCACUUGUCCCAACAGCCUGUUAAGGCUGUAUGGGGGCUAUUUGUCUGACCAAAUCUGUAUAAAUGUAUUGACAGAGCGUAAAAGUUAGUGGGUGAGUCUUACUUUAAGGAGCGUCUUAUAAUCAGGAGAAUACAGUACGUCUCUCAGUCUGAGAAUAUUUGACAUGUUUCCACGGAAGCUAACAAAACACUAAACCCAACUGUCGGCAAACGUAACCACAGAGUUUGCCAAUGCUAAUAAGUAUGUGCAGCUUUAAGGCAGGUUCAGCAAUAAAAUAUUUUUAAAAUAUUUUCUAAAAUAAAUAAAUAGUUAUAUACUCUACAUCAGCGCGAUUAGUGAUUGUGUGUGCGCACAUGUGAGGAUGUGUGUGUGUGUGUGCGUUUGCUCGUUUCUUCAUCCACGCAGUGUUUAAAUAAUAUUCCAACCGCCGAACGAAAUGGAGGCUCCCUUAAUGGACUGGUUACCCAACUUGCUUCGACGUUUUCCAACAAGGGAAGCCCCGCCGAUGGUGAAGGAAGGUUGCCUGUCGACAUUGUGAAGGAAUUUCAUGGGACAACCGAGAGCUGUGUGGAGUAGAGAAGAGGUUUCACCAGGACUAAAAAAAGGCCAUAAUUGUGCCACGACAUUAAGUAAACACGACACGUUCGUCAAUAACACUGUGUGGUCUUAAACGGAAUAAGUACGUACAGUAGUAGGCGACGUUUCGGGCAAUGGCCCUUCUCAACUCAUAGGGAGACCAGAGAGAGAGAGAUAAGCCAGAGAGGUAGAGUGGAUAAGAGUUUAACUCUUAAGAGCUGAUCCCUUAUCCACUCUCAUACCUGUCAACCCAUGCGGUUUACCUGUAUUCUUGUACAGGGAAAUUUAGUUUUCAGGUCCAUACGGCGUACAACCGUUUCAAUACGGGCAAAACAUAUAUUUGUGUGUAUUUCUUUGUGUUUCUCCCCAUGUGAUGGGACUUUGUAGGAUGAACGUUGAGAUUUAUAAGGGCACGGGGUGACCAAUAAAGUCUAAAUUGGUCUGUAAUAAGGUAGGGCACUGAUAUGGGGUUGACAGGUAUGCACUCUACCUCUCUGGCCUCUCGUACCUGGAAUGUCGCCUGUUACAUGCUUUUUAUUUUUAAGGUCACAGUGCUGUUGACGAAUGCGUUGAGUAUUUUAUUGUUUAUGCUUGUGCACCACUGCCAACGUUGCAGUAUAACCAAACAAUUUGUUUCAACGAAGCUAAAACUAUCAUGGGGACCUUUUUUUGCCAGUAUAAAAGUAUGAAAAAUAAGAAUAGAUUUUACCCUAUCUGCCAAUUAAACAGGAGGUGUUAAGAUGUUCAAACACCAAAUAGAAACCUUUUGCAAGGAAUCGAGUGUGCAUUAACGAACGUAAUUGUGGUGAACAUGCAAACAAACAUUCUUUCAUAAGAUAUGGUAUUGUCUUUUAAACUGAUUGGCGUACACUAGAGGCAACAGACUUCUUUAGGGCCUAGUCUCACCAGCGUCAGACCAGAGAACACCAAAAGGCGAACAGUACAAGGACAAUGCACUAUGAGGGCAUUCAUAGCUCGGGGUGAGCAGCUACAAAAUGGGACCCUUUUUCAAGUAUCAAAGUAUGAAAAAUAAGAAAAGGUGUUAGGGGCUUCCAUAAAUGACGUCACGCGAUUUUGGACGAUUUUUGACCCCCCCCCCCCCCUAGUCACACAGCGUCACAAAGUCAGACCCCCCCCCCCCUCAAAUAUGACGUCACAAAGCUCU
Molecule: messenger RNA, 4016 nt
Organism: Lethenteron reissneri (Far Eastern brook lamprey)
Lineage: Eukaryota; Metazoa; Chordata; Hyperoartia; Petromyzontiformes; Petromyzontidae
Product: ATP-sensitive inward rectifier potassium channel 10-like
Biological process (GO): regulation of monoatomic ion transmembrane transport; potassium ion import across plasma membrane
Cellular component (GO): plasma membrane
Molecular function (GO): inward rectifier potassium channel activity
Source: RefSeq, a predicted model, not a curated record